Diuraphis noxia (Russian wheat aphid) is the source of this 654-nucleotide messenger RNA. RefSeq lists its product as uncharacterized. Lineage: Eukaryota; Metazoa; Arthropoda; Insecta; Hemiptera; Aphididae. The record is from RefSeq and is a predicted model, not a curated record.
AACCGUUUGAUAAACAUCGUAGUAAUCGAUUUGCUCAGUCCGCCCGCCGAAGAAUACAAAAUGAUCACUGCUUUACACUUUUCGAUGUUGUUGUGCAUGAUGGUCGCAUGCGAUCACGUCCUGGCGUAUCCAUACAACGGUGGCAACAUGCAGUGGUCGAACCCCGGGGCUGGUGGGAUGGUAAACCACCAUCAGCAGCAAGGGUUUGGCGGCAAUAUGGGUCAACAACGCGGUGAUUUUGGGCGAUCUUCGGCGUUCGGUGGACAAUCGCGGGGACAGUCGACUGGCUACGGUAGACAGUUGCAGGGAGCCGAGGCAUAUCAGACGAACAUCUUCAACGAACCGGACCGGUAUGGAUAUGAUUACACGUUUCCUGGAGCCACCGUACACUUCUUGAUGUUCAAAAAACAAGGAAACAGAGGACCCGGAAUUAAUCAAGGAUUUAAUCAUCAAAAUAAUGGCGUAGAUCCAAGUGGCUGGGAAAGACGUUAUUAACACUUUUACUAACUUCAAAAAUGAUACAAUUAUAUUUUAUUAUAUUAUAAUAUCAUAUUAUAGURAUUAUGACAAAAUAGUUUGUAAAGUUUAGGAAUAUUUACUGCAAAAUAUUAUAGUUUACAUAUUAUGUUUACCUACUACAACGGAAAAAACAAA